Messenger RNA from Staurois parvus, 315 nucleotides. NCBI's taxonomy places the organism in Eukaryota, Metazoa, Chordata, Amphibia, Anura, Ranidae. The record is from the annotation of a GenBank genome assembly.
AGAAGUACUCUCUACAAUCAUUACCUUAGACACUGUCAGGAGCACAAACUAGACCCAGUCAAUGCUGCCUCCUUUGGAAAACUUAUCCGCUCCAUAUUCAUGGGACUCCGAACGAGAAGACUGGGUACUAGGGGUAACUCCAAAUACCAUUAUUACGGGAUCCGUGUCAAGCCAGAUUCCCCUCUUAAUCGAUUACAAGAGGACAUGCAAUAUAUGGCUAUGAGACAACAACCCAUGCAGCAGAAACAACGGUAUAAGCCUAUGCAGAAAGUGGACGGAGUGGGAGAUGGAUUUGCAGGAAGUGGACAACAGACA